Cottoperca gobio is the source of this 2823-nucleotide messenger RNA. RefSeq names its product synovial apoptosis inhibitor 1, synoviolin (gene syvn1). NCBI's taxonomy places the organism in Eukaryota, Metazoa, Chordata, Actinopteri, Perciformes, Bovichtidae. Gene Ontology annotation, cellular component: endomembrane system. Gene Ontology annotation, molecular function: ubiquitin protein ligase activity. The record is from RefSeq and is a predicted model, not a curated record. Gene Ontology annotation, biological process: proteasome-mediated ubiquitin-dependent protein catabolic process; ERAD pathway.
AAAUUGCUCUUGCGUCAAAUCACCUUAGCAGCCGGAUGUGAUGUGGCUCCCAAGGAGCAAGCCAAAGAUAAACACGUAGCCAGACGAACAGGGGCGAGGAUAAUACAUAUUAUAGAGGGGCUACCGUGAAACGAUCGAAAUGGAGUAGCAGCUAAAAAUAUAUAGAUUUUAGCAGGCUAGGAGACAUCCGUCAAAUUAACCAAGGAGCAAGUCUUCCGCAGACAUCGAGUCGUUUCUGUAGCCGAGUCCAAAAUGGUGCGAGCAACCUUGGUGACUGCCACCAGUCUGGCUCUGACUGGGGCCGUGGUGGCACAUGCUUACCUCCUCAAAAACCAGUUCUACCCGACUGUGGUCUACCUCACAAAGAGCAGCCCUAGCAUGGCGGUGUUGUACAUUCAGGCCUUUGUGUUGGUGUUUCUUCUGGGAAAGUUCAUGAGGAAGGUCUUCUUCGGACAACUAAGGGCUGCAGAAAUGGAGCAUCUCAUUGAGCGCUCCUGGUACGCUGUGACCGAGACGUGCCUGGCAUUCACCGUGUUCAGGGACGACUUCUCCCCUCGCUUCGUCGCCCUCUUCACACUCCUGCUCUUCCUUAAGUGCUUCCACUGGCUGGCUGAGGACCGGGUGGAUUUUAUGGAACGGAGUCCAAACAUAUCCUGGAUCUUUCACUUCAGAGUAUUAUCUCUCAUGGGACUGCUUGCUGUUCUGGACUUCCUGUUUGUCAACCAUGCCUGUCACAGCAUCAUUACUCGAGGAGCCUCAGUCCAGCUUGUUUUUGGAUUUGAGUAUGCCAUCCUGCUGACCAUGGUGCUGACCACCUUCAUUAAGUACCUUCUGCACACUAUCGACCUGCAGAGUGAGAAUCCCUGGGACAACAAGGCCGUCUACAUGCUCUACACUGAGCUCUUCACAGGUUUCAUCAAAGUGCUGCUGUACAUUGCCUUCAUGACCAUCAUGAUAAAGGUCCACACCUUCCCCCUGUUCGCCAUUCGGCCCAUGUAUCUGGCUAUGAGGCAGUUCAAGAAAGCUGUAACAGAUGCUAUAAUGUCCCGGAGAGCUAUCCGCAACAUGAAUACACUAUACCCUGAUGCUACUCCUGAAGAUCUGCAGGCCUCUGACAACGUCUGUAUCAUCUGUCGAGAGGAAAUGGUCACUGGAGCCAAGAAACUUCCGUGUAAUCACAUUUUCCACUCCAGCUGCCUCCGCUCCUGGUUCCAGAGGCAGCAGACCUGCCCGACCUGUCGCAUGGACGUCCUCCGUGCAUCCAAUAACAACCAGACUCCAGCCCCGGCCCAGGCCCCGCCCCCUGCUCCUGCAGCCCCCGCCAACGCCCCCGCAGCCCCACCCGCCAAUGUGGCUCCAGGCAUGUUACCUGGCUUUCCUCCUGGCGUCUUCCCCUUCUGGGGUCCCUUCCCUGCAGUGCCCCCCCCUGCUGCAGCAGCUCCUGGUAACACAGACGCUCCACAUGGCAGCACAGAGGCGACACAGGCAGCUGGGAGCAGCCAAGCCAGCUCGUCGGCUGCAGUCGGCGCUGCAGGUGCUGCUGCUCCAGGAUCAGCUAUUCCAGGCUUCCCCUUCUACCUUCCCCCUCCUCCCUUCCCCACUGCACCGUGGCUGCCCAUGCCUCCACCUCCUCCCUUCGUGUCGUCGAUGCCUCCUCCUCCUCCCUCUCUGUCCCGGCUGUCGGAGGAAGAGCUGAGGGAGCUGGAGGCAGAGGGGCGGCAGGGCCUGGAGGCCCGGCUCCAGUGUCUCCAGAACAUCCACACCCUGCUCGACGCCGCCAUGCUCAACAUCCACCACUACCUCAGCACCGUCGCCACGCUCAGUCCUCCUCGGGCUGAGGGCAGCGCUGGAGAAGCCAGCGGGACAAACACCGCUGCUUCACCCCCUGCAGCUGGCAGCAGCACGGACAGUCCCAGCCAGGAGAAAGACUCAACCAGCUCUGAGCAGCUGGACGGAGCUACCUCUCAGCCAGCUGACUCUACUUCUACCGCCUCGGACACGGAAAGAAAAGAAGAGAUGGACGAAGGAGUGGCGGGGGUGGGUGAAGGGGUGGGUGAAGGGGAAGGGGAGGAGGACGGAGAGCCCAACGCCGCAGAGCUGAGGCGCCGCCGCCUUCGUAAGCUAGAGACGUCCUCACCAUCAUCUUCACCCCCUCCGGAUAACUGAUCCACGUGUUCUGACUCGGACAUAUUGCUCUGGACCGGCAGGAACUCUGCGCUGAUCGAUCGUUGCUUUUGGUUCUUUCUUCCUUGUGGCGCUCUCCUUCCACAGGCUCCGGUUUCUAACUGUCAAGUUGGACUCAGGCUAACGGGGGACGCAAUGAUCGGUGCCGCAUAUCUGGACUGUUUCUGUGUCGGAAAGCAAUAACACCACCUCCCCCCCACCAUCCCAGAAUGACUACUGCAAUAAGUUCUGCAGGUGUUUGUGAGUUUAAUCCGGCGGCAGAGGAGUUUCAAAGCCAUUUAUUUGGUCAAUGUGAGAGAGACGCUGUUUGGAUUUGUGUUUGGUAGUUUAACUGUCGGUGAGAUCCUCGCCUGCAAUUUGAUUUUUUUGUUUAAUUCAGAUUUCCCGAGUACAAAGGUGGUCUCAUUCACAUCAACAUGUUACACCUGGAUCAGUGUCGGAUCCAAUGAAUUCAAAUCGAGGGAAGUUGUUCAACUGCUUUGGCUUUUGUUUAGUUUUUUUAACAUUCAUCACUCUUCUGUUGCCACUGCAGUCGCUGUAACAUACUGAUUUAUUUGAAUAUGUACAUACUGUAUAAAGAGUUUUAAUAGGAUGAUCUGUACAUAAUGCAGAAUAAACUGUUUGACUGAAAUGGCAGCA